AUGCCGUCCAACCCACCUUCACCCUUAAGGUUAUCUCACCGCCACAGUCGCAGUCGGUCAUCAAACAUGGACACGGAUUCUAUGUCGCCUGAAGGUUAUGCGCCAAACGGUUACGGUUCAAACUCCCCCAGGUCGCCUCUCAGUCCACGCUUAUCCGGCCCACCUUCCCCUGUUACCCCCCGUCAACAAUACGCGCAAAGCAUCAACGGAUCCGCCAGAAUGUCCGGAGACUUUGGAGCAACCACGGAAGCAAGUGGUGGCCUAGGAAACCUUGCGGAUGAGCUGGCCGAUGCUUGGGAAGAGGAAGAGAGUGGCUAUGGAUACGCUUCCGGACAAGAGGCUGCACCAUCUGAUUCACAACCGUUGGAACCCAUCAGAACGAGGACACCUUCGCCGAGUUAUUCUUCCGGUCGUGGUUCAUUGCAACCUCCCAGGCCAAAAGCGCGAACCGGGAACAACCGACACCGCAGAUACGAAUCGCAGUAUGAUGGCUCAGACUAUGGAAACGACUCGGAUUUCGAGGAAGUUGCGGAUAUGUCGCCUGCGCUGGAGAGCCAGAUUGCGGAGAUUGAAAGCCUUGCUCGUCGGGGGCUAGAAAAUAAUGGGAGUGAGAAUGACCAUGUCAUUGACCGUGCGGUUACAGCGCUCCAAGAUCUGGGAGCGCAGAGUGGGAUUGAAAAUAAUGCUAUGAGACUCAUUACCGCACACUCGUCAAUCACAUCGUACCUUACUCACCAAACUCGCACCGUCCAAAACCUCACCCACCCUCUUCUUUUCGCUCCAUUCCCGCUCCUCUCUGAAGAAACCAUCGACGCUCUUAUCCCUCUAAUCGAUGAGGGUCUCCUACCCAACCUCCCAUACCCUUUCCCAGAGCAACAACAUCACAACUCACCACCAAGUACCUCACAAUCCUCAACCGCCAAUCCCCUCACUUCCCUCCAGACUCUAAUCUCACAAACCUCCGACAUAACGCUCUCCCUCCGCGGCCUGAGCGACACGCUCUAUGAAUCCCGCCAGCUCACUUCAACCGCCUCUCGGCGGCUCCGUUCUGCCCGGGAACUCGUCGCAGACCUUCGCCGCGAGGAAGAAGGUCGUGAGGAAGGGACCCGGUGGAUCGAAAAGGGUGACUGGGAUCGCCGGUUGAAGGAGCGCGAAGCUGGCCGCGAAUGCGGAGAUGUUGUCAGUGGCUUCGAGGCUGUCUGCGGAGAAUGGAGGGAGAAGCUCUUCGGCGCUGCUGCCAGCACAGAGGCCGUUGCGGCUUAG
This is a messenger RNA of Aspergillus puulaauensis, 1263 nucleotides long. RefSeq lists its product as uncharacterized. NCBI's taxonomy places the organism in Eukaryota, Fungi, Ascomycota, Eurotiomycetes, Eurotiales, Aspergillaceae. The record is from RefSeq and is a predicted model, not a curated record. The transcript is spliced from 2 exons. Bases 1 to 1263 code for a protein of 420 amino acids.